Messenger RNA from Pongo pygmaeus (Bornean orangutan), 694 nucleotides. It is a transcript of the gene RBP2, whose product is annotated as retinol binding protein 2. The transcript has 4 exons. The record is from RefSeq and is a predicted model, not a curated record. Gene Ontology annotation, molecular function: lipid binding. Lineage: Eukaryota; Metazoa; Chordata; Mammalia; Primates; Hominidae. The coding region runs from base 58 to 462 and encodes 134 amino acids.
CUGCAGCCUACUCCUUGCCAUCCACCACACACCCUCACCGAACCAGUGGCCACCACCAUGACAAGGGACCAGAAUGGAACCUGGGAGAUGGAGAGUAAUGAAAACUUUGAGGGCUACAUGAAGGCCCUGGAUAUUGAUUUUGCCACCCGCAAGAUUGCAAUACAUCUCACUCAGACGAAGGUUAUUGAUCAAGAUGGUGAUAACUUCAAGACAAAAACCACUAGCACAUUCCGCAACUAUGAUGUGGAUUUCACUGUUGGAGUAGAGUUUGACGAGUACACAAAGGGCCUGGAUAAGCGGCAUGUUAAGGCACUGGUCACCUGGGAAGGUGAUGUCCUUGUGUGUGUGCAAAAGGGGGAGAAGGAGAACCGCGGCUGGAAGCAGUGGAUUGAGGGGGACAAGCUGUACCUGGAGCUGACCUGUGGUGACCAGGUGUGCCGUCAAGUGUUCAAAAAGAAAUGAUGGCGACGCGGGAGGCCUGCCAAGCACAAGCUCCCCACUGCCCACACUGAGUGGUCUACUGGCUUUGAGAAGCAGCUGUGGGGACCUUCCCACUCUUGACAGAGCCCCAUUAAGGCAUCUGGGUGGGUUUUAAACAGAAUGCGUAUGUAGCAGUGAUAGACAUAUUCCUCUCCUUUGAAACCUAGCAUUAAAUGGAAAAACAAAAAUUACUCCCAUAUUUUGAAACCCUUUA